CAUAGUCUUGGCAGCGUCAGAACUUCAAAUUCAAAACCCAGAUUUUCCGUGAAGUAAUUUUGGCUGUACUGAGCACAUUUUACCUGGAUCAUCUGUGACCUGCCAGUUGCAGGGCAGUGUCUCUGGGUUAAACACAUUUACCUCCAAAAGGUGUUUCUCAGUAGAGUAGAUUAUUUUCUUGAAGCUUAUGAGUUGUACAGCAGAUACAGUGAGCAGAGCACUAGCCGCCCAGAGGGGAAGUAAAACAGUAAAUAAUAUGUUGUGGGUUAUAUUCUCUGAUGAAUGAUGCUGAGACUAUUCUUUUUAUGCUUUUAAGCAGAUGAAGCUUAGCUCAAAUAAAUCAGAUUGCAUGUGCUGCAUGAGCAUGAUCAUUCAUCUAUAGAAAAAGAAGAAAAGGAAAAAUAUGAGCACAGUCAGUCAUUUCACCCACACACAAUCACCUGUUCAAUCCCAACAGUUCUUCUCUCCGUCUCCACUAGAUGUCAGGAAAAGUCUGGAUAACAGCGGUCAGUGCUGCAAGGAGACACACAGCCAAGAUAACGCUGGAGUGGCUUUGACACAAGUCUCUGACUGUCCUUAAGUGGACCAGGCCUAAACCUCAUCGAACAUCUGUGGAGAGACCUGAAGAUGACAGAGUUUGAGAGGAUCUGCCGGGAAGAAUCUGAUAAGCUACCCAAAUCCAGCAAAACUGAUGCUGUGGAUAAGUACAGCCCGGAAGACCCUCGAGCACGGCUGUAGACUCUAGACUUGAGGAGUUCAGCUGUUACUAACAGGGCAAUGCAGCUUUCUUUGCAUUUCUGUGCAUUCGCCAGAUGCUGUGAUAAUUCCAUUUUAACCUCAAAGAAGACAAACUGGGGAGUGUGAUCUGAGGUCAGGGAGAGGAGGGGCCUGCUGUCAACUAUCAGGGGAUAAAAGUCGCCUGUCUGUGUGAAAAAUGAGCUGAGACAAGACCUCUGCUGCCAGCACAGCCUCUGUGAAGAGUUCCCACCCUCAUCUGAAAAGGUCUGAUGGCAGAUAAGGAGGAUUUGCCCAUCGAGGAGGAAGAGGAUGAGAGAAACCUCAACUACAAUCCUCCUGCUCAGAAGUCUUUGCAGGAGAUUCAGGAACUGGACAAAGAUGACGAGAGCCUGGUCAAAUACAAGCAGACCCUGCUGGGGACGGGACCAGUGACAGCAGACCUCUCUGCCCCUAAUGUCUGUGUGACCAGGCUGACCCUGUUAUGUGACGAGGCUCCUGGACCAGUCACCAUGGACCUGACAGGAGACCUGAGCGCUCUGAAGGAGAAGAGCUUCUCCUUACAGGAGGGAGCGAAAUACAGACUAAAGAUACAUUUCAAGGUGAACAGAGAAAUCGUUGCUGGCUUGAGGUACCAUCAUGUGACCUACAGAAAAGGAAUAAGAGUGGACAAGGUGUCAUACAUGGUGGGAAGUUACGGCCCACGGGCGGAGGAGCACGAGUUUCUAAGCCCGAGUGAUGAGGCGCCCAAAGGCAUGAUGUCACGCGGCCACUACCAGAUCAAGUCCUGCUUCAUCGACGAUGACAAGAACAUCUACUUGUCCUGGGAGUGGAACCUCGACAUCAAGAAGGACUGGAAUGAAUAAAGGGAGAGAGAGAGAAAGAGGGAUGAUGCUACUCUCUUCCCUUCUUUCACUCCUAUAUUUCACCUCCCUCUCUUCCUUCCCUUCUUUAACCCACCUCCACGUUGUCCUGUGAGAGCAGCCUUUGCACUGGCCAAAUCAGGUGGCUCUUCUUAUCCUCCUCCUCCUCCUCCUCCUUAUUUUCCUCUUCUACCUUUUCUUCCUUGUCUGUUUAAUUCAGGUCUCCUGAAACUUGGGAGCAGCUGAGACUUUUAGAGGAGAGAACCCCUCCUCUUUCUCUCUCUGCCUUUUAUUCCUACCUUACAUCUACAUCUAUAUUCCAUCCAUCCUAGGUUAUCCACACGAUGGAGUCAUCAUUCCUUCGCAUCCUGUCAUGUAUCCAUACCUUCAUACAGCAGCAGUGGAUGGUCUUCAAAAGCAGGUGAUAAAAGGAAGUCACUUGUGGCACAAAAGGAAAUACAAUGCAUAAAUAGCAAAGUCCUUGAAUGACAGCUAAAGUGAAAUAGACGCAUCAGUAAGCCGCAGAAGCUGCUGUGGUGGCUGUUCUCAGUAGCCUGUAAGGUUCCUAUAUUAUUAUUAUUAAUACUGUAAAGUCGUGAUAUACUGCAACAUUGUUCAGUUUACUGAAACAAGACGCACUGAGCUGUGUGCAGUACACUUACAACAACAUUCAAUAUCUGUCAAGCAGACUUUCCCAGAAAGAAGAGAUGAUAUAUAGGAAUACAGAUUGCAUUGUGGUGCUCAGCAGGAAUUCUGGAUUCACACGUCAGAACAUUUGAUAAAAUGUUCAUCAGUAAAACAGAGCUGAGCCGGGGUUGUAGAGGGAGAGACAUGAGGCAGAGAUACUGUAAGAUAGUCAUUGUAGUUUGGAUUUAUAUCCCUGAUCACCACAGUGAGCUGGAGCUGCAGCCCGUGGAGGCAUUUCAGGGACCUUCACCCACUUAGCGCCCGAUUGUCGCCGUUUGUGUUGAGAGUCACUCUCCUUCACUGAGUCAUAACUCAGUCAAAUCCGAACACACAGACGUGAUACAGAUAUUUUUAUAUUCAGUGUGACCUGCACUUCUUGAGGGUAUAAUGAUGAUGAUGAUAUCCAUUGCAAAUAAAUGUCCAUAAAUCCACUUACAAAUUGAAGAAAAAAAGACAUUCCUGUGGUUGGUAGUAGCUGUAGUUCCAAAACUUAGAGCAUGAUUAUCCCCCAGAUAAAGUGGCAAAUUCCAGUUGUCUCCAUUUUGAGGUGAAGCCCGUGGUGUCAGAAAUGUAACUUUACUUGUCAGUAAGCUCAUGUAUUUCUUUAGUCCCAGCACAUUUUUUAAUCCAUGCCAUAGGGUAUUGAUUGAUUGGUCUGUUGAUUGAUUAGGGGAUGAGGUUCAAGCUUUUUUCUCUUACUUUCAUGUCUUGAUAUUGAUCAUUCUUUGUAACGAUUUUUGUUUUUUUUUUUCCCCCACAAUUCUCCCUUUUUAUUGCAGUAAACAAACCAAACACACACAUACAUUUUUUUAUAUCAGUAUACGUCAUCAGCUACAGUUGAUAAAAGAUAAACAAGUCAGAUUCACCUCUUCUCCCAAUGUGCCCUACAUGCAUAAGAUCUUGGACUUGUGUGUUUUGUUUUGUUUUUCUUAAAGUUUAAAAAAAAAAAAAAAAAAAGUUAUGUUUGCUUUCAAAGCACCAGUCUUCACGAGUCUUUGUGGAGCUUUUUGAAAGAGCAGACUACUUAAAGACUGGAACUGAACUGUGUAUAUUGUAGAAAGAGAUGCAUGUAUGUCCUCAAGGAUUUGAUGCUAUUCACUCAUCAAAAAUGAACAGAAUUAGCCCUUUCUAAUCCUCUCUCAUAUACCAAGGACACAAGAUGUGAAUAAAAAUCUGCUUUGAACAUUUUAAUGAAACAUUUUAAGAUGGUAGCUGGAAGACAGUGGAGUACUGUCAGAGAAGUAUAUCAAGGGAUUAAUUAAUUCCCCUUAAAAAAUAAAAAAUAUCAUUGAUGUGUUUAGUCUUUGGAUAUGAUAUUGUCAUUGUUGCUGAACAUAAUGAACAUUGAAAUACCAUUUGAAAUCGUUGUGAUCUAAGACUAACUGUAAAUGUUGGCUUGUUGAGUGUUGCAUGGUUUAACAAAAUUCUCUCUUCCUUUUUUUACAACUUCAAUGUAAAAAUUUAAUGUGAUUUAAACAAAACAAAACAAAAAAAAAAGGAAAAAAGAAAGAAAAGAUACCAAUGCAAUAUCCAGAUGUCAAUUGUUGCCAGAUACUGCGGAUGCAGUAUUUACAGGGAUAUUUUUAAAGGCACAGAUAGCUGGAAAAUCUUUCUGUGUCUCCUGCCCCCAGCCUGUAACAAUCAAGUGCUGCAUCUUCAAAUAUUGGUGUCAAAUUGAGUAUCCUGUAUCUUUUAAUAAAGGCAAUUCAAACAACCA
This is a messenger RNA of Toxotes jaculatrix (banded archerfish), 4002 nucleotides long. It is a transcript of the gene arhgdig, whose product is annotated as Rho GDP dissociation inhibitor (GDI) gamma. The coding region runs from base 1008 to 1601 and encodes 197 amino acids. Lineage: Eukaryota; Metazoa; Chordata; Actinopteri; Toxotidae. The record is from RefSeq and is a predicted model, not a curated record. Gene Ontology annotation, biological process: Rho protein signal transduction. Gene Ontology annotation, molecular function: Rho GDP-dissociation inhibitor activity; protein binding. Gene Ontology annotation, cellular component: membrane; cytosol; cytoplasm. The transcript has 8 exons.